AUCAUGCCAUCACCACCAAUCAGCUUCAGCUUAUGAUCAUCAUCAUUGUCAACGUGGUGAUAUGUGUUUCAUUGGCUAAAAUAAUCAUUUGACCUAUGGUCAACAACUGAGGCGCAUUCGACUACUAUUUCGAUCUCACAACACACUACUGUAUAAUAAUGAAGUUCGUUGGCUUUGCUCCAGUUUGGAACAAUAACUUAACAGUAUACCACGGCCAUAUCGGAGGCUCGCGCAGUCUGUCUCUAGCUAGCUCUCGAGUAGAUCUACGUAAAUCUUGACCAAUAUAUCGACAAUCAAAGUGAUGCUACACAUUUGAGAAUCAUGAGCAGAUAAACAUUCCAGACCAGUCCUGCACCGAGGCUUAGAAAUGGAAUUAUUAAAUACGAAGAAAGGGACUUUAGCGAUCAUUUUCUGUCUUAGCACCCCAGUCUUUAUCGUCUCCAUCUUAUAUAUGAAAGAAACGUCAACAUUGCCAGUACCAAAGGUGGUCGCUGUCAUCACCAGAUGGGGUCGCGCUGGAGAUGACCCUAACCAUACCUCACAUAGCAACAACUCUACCUCAAAUACAAGCCAAUUAAUCACCAAUGUAAGAACGUUAACGCCUAAAGCUAAGCCCGACGCGAACAUUCCGGGAGAUUUAUUUGUGUUUUCGAAGCAGUCUGUGCAGGAUGUAGCAAACGUGAGCAUGAAUGCAAGCGAGAGGACUAAGAAAGAUGGAGGGAAUGAAACGGUUUCUGUUCUCAUCAGGAACGGGGGAAUGUUGAUUGACGAUGUUCCUGCAAAGGACCCCUCUAAGGACAAUGAGAAGCCAGUGGUGGAUCCUGUGGUCAAGGAUUUAAGUGGCUAUGAGUCUGUUGUCAAUGCUAAAAGUCACCUGUAUAUCAAAUGCCCUCAGUGUGCCUACGUGUCCAGUUCUGGUCAACUUCUAGGAACCAAGGCCGGGGAGCUCAUUGAUUCUUAUCCUUGUGUCAUCCGUAUGAACAACGCCCCUACCAAAGGUUUUGAAGCCGACGUAGGAAGCAAGACAACAGUUCGUGUGGUAGCCCACUCGGCCAUUCCAGGAGUGUAUUCACAAAGGUUCUCAUUACUGAAAGGUGCUGGUCAACCGAAGUUCAUUGUGGUAUGGGGUCCUAGUUAUCAGAUGAAGAAAGACGGCAAAGGAAAGGCCUUUAACAUUGCAACAACUCUUUACAAGGAAUUUUACAAAGACGGAAUGCAAGUGUUUGCACUUUCACCACAUCAGAUAUCCUACGCAGACAAAGUCUUUGAAAUGGAAACUGGUAGAAAUAGAAUUUCGUCUGGUUCGUGGUUGAGUACGGGAUGGUUCACCAUGAUGCUAGCGCGUGGUAUAUGUGAUGAGAUUACAGUCUUUGGCAUGGUAAAAGAAGACCACUGCAAGCUAAAUCCCAACUCCAAAGUGCCAUACCACUACUACCAGGCCCAGAGCACCAAGGAAUGCUCAUUCUAUCGAAGUAGCGAGAAAGCCAAGAAGAACAGUCAUCGUUUCAUGACAGAGAAAGGCGUCUUCUCUCGAUGGUCCAAACAGGAGCCUAGGAUAUCAUUCAAGUAUCCUGACUGGUCUGCAAGAAAAUAAUCUUAUCUUGGUAGGACUUCAAUACUUCUAUGAGUUAAAGCUGUAAGACCCUAUAUCAAAGAGUCAAAGCUGCAUCUAAAGAAGCCUUGAUAUUGGUUUAUUUCAAGUUUGGUGUUGGUGCUAAUAUUGGUGUCAGAAGCACUGUUGUGAAUGCCUUCCUUAGCACCAAAAACCCAAUCUAAUUCCACAAAAAUUACUGGGUGUUUGGGAUUGGUGUUACAGCUCAGUUUGGACCAGCCACCCUAAAUCUAACCAAAAUUUGCCAAAAAUGAAUUUCGAGAUUUUCAUUGAGCUUGUAAACAAGCAUAUCCUAAGCUUUAAAGUGAUAUUAUAUAACUCAUCAAAAUUGAUCAACAAUAAUCCGCACAAGUGCUUGAUUGAAUGCAGAGGAAUUUCAGCGAGAGGUUAAAAAAUAAGGAGAAAACGUGGUUUGGAGUUCACGGUUCACUCAAGCAUGGGAUGUGCACAAUGAGCUGUCUAAAACUUCCAAACAGUCUGCAAAGAUGGUGUCAAAGAAAUUUGUGUGCAAUUUAGUUUUGUCAGAAGUGUAUCAAUGAGAUAUGAUUAUUUACGUCUGGGACCAACCUUUAAAGGUCACUAUCAGAAAGACGUGACCAGGACUUGAACCUCGAACCUCUGCAUCAAUUUGUAACCUCCCCACCUAGCUUGGAUUACAUGCGCAUGCCACAAUGCCCAGUUGUAUUGGGCGUAUAUAGUCUUCAAUUCAUUUUUACAACUCAAAAUUUUUACAGUAUGACGAAUAAGUAUUACUCAUUCAGGUAAGCUUAUAUUUCUGUUUUUUUUGCUUUUUGAAGACCAAAUUACUAUUUAAGGGAU
Molecule: messenger RNA, 2431 nt
Organism: Lytechinus variegatus (green sea urchin)
Lineage: Eukaryota; Metazoa; Echinodermata; Echinoidea; Temnopleuroida; Toxopneustidae
Product: alpha-N-acetyl-neuraminyl-2,3-beta-galactosyl-1,3-N-acetyl-galactosaminide alpha-2,6-sialyltransferase-like
Exons: 6
Coding region: 368-1594 (408 amino acids)
Biological process (GO): ganglioside biosynthetic process
Molecular function (GO): alpha-N-acetylgalactosaminide alpha-2,6-sialyltransferase activity
Source: RefSeq, a predicted model, not a curated record